This is a messenger RNA of Guillardia theta CCMP2712, 195 nucleotides long. RefSeq lists its product as hypothetical. Gene Ontology annotation, molecular function: calcium ion binding. The transcript has a single exon. The record is from RefSeq and is a predicted model, not a curated record. Lineage: Eukaryota; Cryptophyceae; Pyrenomonadales; Geminigeraceae. The annotation marks the transcript as partial.
AUGAAACGAAGGGUGAAAGCAUUGUUCAAUGAGAUAGAUUCAGACAAUUCAGGUUUGAUAGACAGCGAAGAGCUGAUCAUUGCCUUCGAGCAGCUUGGAAUUCAUCUGGGGCAGAAUGAGAUCAGUGAGUUCCUGAAAGACUUCGAUGAAGAUGGGAGUGGGACCAUUGACUUUGAGGAGUUUCUUCUGAUGAUU